Messenger RNA from Gastrolobium bilobum, 2029 nucleotides. Its product is annotated as phosphoglycerate kinase, cytosolic-like. Gene Ontology annotation, biological process: gluconeogenesis; glycolytic process. The transcript is spliced from 6 exons. The record is from RefSeq and is a predicted model, not a curated record. Gene Ontology annotation, molecular function: ADP binding; phosphoglycerate kinase activity; ATP binding. NCBI's taxonomy places the organism in Eukaryota, Viridiplantae, Streptophyta, Magnoliopsida, Fabales, Fabaceae. The coding region runs from base 630 to 1013 and encodes 127 amino acids. Gene Ontology annotation, cellular component: cytosol.
ACAUUUUCCCUGACGCACUUUUUUUUUCUUUGACACUUAUAUUUUUUUGUACUUUCUCAAACUCUUCAUCCCUUUCCCAAUAUAUUAGUCUAGGGCUCAGUGUCACAUACACUUUGCCUUCCAUCACUUCAUAUAAACCCUAAUUCCCCUCAAUUUUCCCCUAUAUUUUACCAUUUUUACGCGUUCUGCUUCUUAAUUCCCUUUCGGUAACCAAUUCACCUCACAUAAAGUAAAUACGUAGCCACCACGAUUGUUGCGUCCUCCGGCCACCGCUACAUCGGCUUCCCACUGCUAUAGCUUCCUCUGUUUUGCAAAGUCUGAAAUCAGGACCUUCGCCUCUUCGAGGCACUGAAGCGGUUGAACCGCGUCAACGUGUCAUCAAGACCUCAGAGCUGUAGGAUUGUAAAGCUACGCCAACACACUGAUGAGUCGAACUUUCAGCGGUAGUGGGAGAGGGAGGUAUCCUUCAGGAAGAGGUGGUUUCCGAAGCGAGAGCUUCAGAGGACGUGGGAAGUUUGGUGGUGGACGGAGUUAUGGAAGAAAUGAAUUCAGAAACCAAGGAGAGUUCUCAGGGUGACCUAAGGGUUCAAUAGGACAGAAGGGAGAAAGUUCUCAACGACCAAGUCAGAAUGGAGGUGGGAGGGAUGGACGUCAAGGUUAAGAUAGCAAAUGACAGUAUAGGGGAGGAAGUUGAAAAGUUGGUUGCACAAAUUCCAGAAGGUGGUGUUUUGCUUCUAGAGAAUGUGAGGUUCUAUAAGGAGGAGAAGAAGAAUGACCCUGAAUAUGCAAAGAAGCUAGCUUCUCUUGCGGAUCUCUAUGUUAAUGAUGCAUUUGGCACUGCCCACAGAGCUCAUGCUUCUACAGAAGGAGUGGCCAAAUACUUGAAGCCCUCUGUUGUAGGAUUCCUUGUGCAAAAGGAGCUUGACUAUAUAGUUGGAGCCAUGUCGAACCCCAAGAAACCAUUUGCUGCUAUUGUUUGUGACCGGAGCUUCUUGUGGUUAUGCUUUUGUUGAAUAUGAAACUGGUACAUGUUAAAAUUUUGUCUAAUUUUUAGCUUAAAAAAAUGAAGCUUUAUGACAUGACAAAAACUAAAAACCUAUCAAACCUUAUUAUCUAUGUAUACAGGGAGCUUAUCUGGUAAGAGUGUGAGAAGAGCUAAUCUUUGCCAUUAAAUCUCAUAGGGAUGGUCAAAAUUAGCUCUUCUCAUGCUCUCACUUGAUAUGCUUCGCACGCGCUUGUGUAUAAUUAUUCAGCCAUGUUGUAAUAGUAGUUAAAUUUUGACAGCCUUGACCCCAUAAAAAUAAAAAUAAAUAAAAAAAAGUUGAUUUUACAACCACAGUUAGAGUAGUUGAUGAAAUCAUCCGGACUCCAGUUGGCUUGUAAUAUGCCUUUUUAUGAAAUUUUUAAUGGUACUGAUAUGUUUUGAAUUUUUCUCAUUUGCAGGAUGCUCAUCAUUGUUUUAUUGAUGAUUAAAUAGCAGAGAGAUGAGUAUAUAGAUUGGAAUGCAUAACUGAGAACUUUGAUAUAUAGAUUUCAGCUGAGAAUAUAAUUAAUUUUAUGAUAAUUUUAAGAAACCCAUAAACCAGAAAUCAAAAUUAUACACAGUAACUAUUUUUAUGUACUUGAAGACUUCUUCGCAUGUUUUUUUUGCAUUUUGUCUUUUAACUAAUUAUAUUUAUAUUUAUUUUCUAUUGCUUACUAAUUUAUUAUUUGAUGAUUUACUUUUGAAUAGGUGGGCCUGGAGGUUUAUGCUUCUCCUCUUAACAUAAUUAAUACUUUUAAGGUAUGAUUUGGUGAUAAACCCUUUUAAAAGGAUAGGAUGCAUGCAACAACAAUUCUUGGAAGAUAGAUUUAAAAAAUGUGUUGGUUGAACAAUGAAGUUAAUAUUUUGUAUAGAUGUCCUGUGACAAUCACAAACUUAUAGUUUUAGCUUUAUUUGGCAAUUAUUUCUCUUAAAUGAUGUAAGUGGAAAAUUUGAUUAGCUCCGCUUAUAUGAAUUGGAAAAAAAAUAUGAAUUUUGAGAAAUUGU